Halichondria panicea is the source of this 2126-nucleotide messenger RNA. RefSeq lists its product as uncharacterized. Gene Ontology annotation, molecular function: protein binding. Bases 544 to 1905 code for a protein of 453 amino acids. The record is from RefSeq and is a predicted model, not a curated record. NCBI's taxonomy places the organism in Eukaryota, Metazoa, Porifera, Demospongiae, Suberitida, Halichondriidae. The transcript has 7 exons.
UCCAUAUGUAAUUAAUGUGUAAACAAACCCGCCCACUCCAGCAGCUAAAUAAACUGCAAAUAAACUGUUAAUCAUAGAAUAGAUAUAUAUACAACUGUAGAGAAUGUACAAACUACUCUUUAUCAUUGCUGGAUGCUCAUUGACUGUCCAGGCCACUCCAGGAUUGGUGCUGCCAGUAGAGAGAACCACUGGACUGGGUUGUAUACCAGAGGGCAGGACUGUCAGCUAUGAGUGUACUGUCAGUGAUACAUCAAAUCCUACUAUUGGGUCAACAUUGUGGCAUGGGAGUGCAUUUACCUGUACCUCGUCGGGUAUAAGCUUUUUUCAUUCUACUUUUAAUCCUAAUGGAAUUAGUCGCUUUUGUGGUGACCUGUCUGCCAUGAGUGUUGAGGUUAGUGAAAAUGAGUACACCUCACAACUGACUUUGACAGCAACAACGGAGUUGAAUGGAAUGACUAUUAAUUGUACUCUGAGUUCAGUAGUAUAGACUUUGGAAGUGAUACUGUAAAAAUCGGAGCCUCUCCCUCUUCCCCUCAAAGUGCCAUGGUGGCCAUCACUUCCACCUCAUCCCUCACUGUUAGUUGGACCUCACCCUUUGAUGCCAGCAAUGUGGGGGGCUACAUGUUCACAGUGACUGGAGAGGACUGUGGGCGCUGUGAGAGCACUACUGUCAGUGCUGACACUACCAGUGUGAUCUGUUUUGGUUGGACGGCCAGUAGUCAGACCUGCGUCUUUGACUUGAGGACCGUCUCUCAAGACUGUGGGUUUAUCAGUGAUACUGCUGCAAUGGCAUCUGUUGUUCUGUCUGUUCCAUCAUCUUCAUUCCAACUCUCUUUGGGGAACUUGCAAUCAACAUGUUCAAUUGAAAGUACUAAUGCUGUUCUUAGUUGGGUGGCUCCAUCUGUGAUAUCUGGCUACCCUCCAGUUUUAAUGUAUCACGUGACUGUCAACAAUGGAACUAUAAUGUCCACCACUGGAACUGAAACAAACAUCACCAUUCCCGGCUCCACCUUCCCAAGUGCUGGAGUCUACUCGUUCAGUUUGAGAGCUGUCAACGUUUUAGGAGAAAGUAAUCGACUGAUAGCUGAUUUGGAUGUUGCUCUGACGAGUGUAUCAAGUUCUUAUUCAGUUACAAUGACAAGUGUUACUCUAACAUUCUCUCUGAGUAACACCGGUUGUGUUGGACCAUCUGUUAGCAUCAUCGUUUACUACCAAGAAUGUACUGACCAAGUCAACUGCCAGUGUCCACAAGAUAAUAGCUUUUCCACUAAAGAACAGUCAAUGUCUAUUACCUCGACAUCGUUCACAAUUGUAAACAAUCUCCGUGCUAGUUUCAUUUAUUGCUAUCGCUCUGAAGUGGUAAAUGCUGGCAUCAUCAUCGGCUUUGAAAAUGGUCGGAUGUUCACCACCGCACCUCCUGUCCCUCCCUCUAUGCUUGCUAGUGCCAGAUUAGUUAGCAGCAACCCUCCAACUUACCAGUGUGUGAACUCUGCCGAGGGAUUCAACGGUGGAUCGUCACAUAUUGUUGCAUCGUACGAUCCAACGAUUGGAACUUAUUCUGUCCCAGCCUGUUCAAUAUUCGUUUGGCUGGUUACCGUAAUCAUAAUUAUUGUUGUUGUCGUCCUUGGAGCUCUGUUUACUGUUGGGUUGGGUGUUGGCUGUUUUUUUGGUUAUCGCCGUAAGAAAUUGACUUCUCAGGAAAGCCAGUGUGCAGUGUACGAAGAUCCUGACAGUUUACCUAGUGAUCCAAAAACAGCUGGCAAUUUAGCAUAUGAACAUGUUGGUGGCAGUAGUAAGAAAUCAACUAAAAUGAAGGGGCCAAUAUACGAAGAAGCGGAGGACAUUAAACCAGACCCCCACACCCAGGGGAAUCUCGCUUAUGGACAUGUACAGCAGUUCAGUUAGUUAAGUUCAAACAGUGAGUCUGUCGUAUAUGUCAGUUCGCAAAUUACUCAAUAGAUGUAAUAAUUAUGCACAAUAUCAGCUUUAUACUUGUAUAUCUGUGACGUUUUUAAGAAUUUCAUGCAUAUCAUUAUUUUUUCACAAUAUUCGGUUGACUUCUCCAAGUUGCUUUUGUAUAGCAUUUCAUACACGAUUAUUAUGACGAUCUUUACUAAGCACGCGUG